GGAGGUAUCGUUCUUAAUACAACGAGAAAAAUAAACAUUAACAUCUAUAACUUGGAUUUAAGAAUAAGAAAAACCCGUUACAAUGAAUUUUUACCUUCAAAUUCUUCUGUUUUUCACAUUAACGGUACUAGCCUCAUCACAAACUUUCAGAAGAUUCAGAGCAAUACCCCGAAGAACAGCAAAUAGAUAUAUUCAAAGUAGAAGAACAUCCUCAUCGUCGUUACUAGGAGGUUAUUCACCCUUUCCACAAUUUGAUUUAGACCUUUUCUCUCAACCAGUUGGUAGAUCACAACCAAUAAUUUUUGCUGGAGAUGCACCAGAUAUGCCUGAUGUUUAUAAUCCAUAUGAGCAUUUAUCUGAUAUUGACGGUGUAGGGUACAUGCAUCCGGGAUACUUGGGUGGUGGAUACAGAGCCAUUCGACCAGUUUAUAUGCCUGAUCCAGACAACUAUGGAUACAUAGUAGGAUAAUCAUUAGAACAGUUCAGAGAAGAAGACCACAACAAGAAGCUACAAACAACAAUGACUCACUAUACAAUGUUAGAAAAAUGUAAAUUAUUAUUAUUGUUUCCCAGUCCAUAAGUUAUUUGAUACUUAAUACUAGUGUAUUUGUCUUGUUUAAUUUACAUAAUAAUAAGUCCAAUGUA
Messenger RNA from Mytilus californianus (California mussel), 645 nucleotides. RefSeq lists its product as uncharacterized. The coding region runs from base 83 to 469 and encodes 128 amino acids. The transcript has 15 exons. The record is from RefSeq and is a predicted model, not a curated record. NCBI's taxonomy places the organism in Eukaryota, Metazoa, Mollusca, Bivalvia, Mytilida, Mytilidae.